AUGUUCGUGAUUACUGGAUUGUUUUUGGGAAGUGUUAUGACUGUUCGAUCGGUUUUGGCGGCAUUCAUCGCAAUUGAACGAUGUUUUGUGAGUUUGUUUCUGAUUAAUACGAAACGUUUUGAGAAAACAUAACGGAAAAUCGAAAACUCCCAAUAUUUUUCAGGCGACCUACUUUCCAGUUUUAUUUUAUAAUUAUCGCUGGAGAUGUUCAAGUUCUAUAUUUAUCAUUUGUAUUAUCCUUAUUGCUCUUACAGAACCACUUUUAUUUUUUGCAAUGUUAAAUUUCAAAUUUCCCAGAAUUUCAAACUGCAAAUCAUUUAUAUGUGUGGCUCCAGAAGGUUACAAAUUAUAUUCUGCAACUUUGACAUCUUUCUAUGGAGUAUUAAAUUAUGUAUUUUCAUUUUUUCUUUGUUGGAAACUUAUUGUUAUUUAUUAUAAAAAUCGACCAAGUUACACAGAUUUAAAAAAGGUACAGUAAUUUUGUGACAGAAUUUGAGCCCCAUUUCUUAUUUCAGGCCAACAUUUUAUCAAUGACUGAUGGUUUAUCUUCCUUCAUUUUUGAACUAUUGCCAAGUAUUGUGCUUCGAUUGAAUUUUGUUGAAUUCGCGGUGAUUUUGCAUCUAUCGAAAAAGAAAAAUUUGUUCAUUUUACAGAAUUUCGGUCCAAUUUUAACAAUAAUUCGACUUGUCGGGAAACUUUUUGAAAGUUGUAUAAUGCUCUAUGUAAUGAGACAGAAGAAAAGAAAAAGUGUUGUAGCUUAUGGUAUACAACCACAUAUAACUGCCACUAAUGUUAUUGAAUGA
This is a messenger RNA of Caenorhabditis angaria, 803 nucleotides long. Lineage: Eukaryota; Metazoa; Nematoda; Chromadorea; Rhabditida; Rhabditidae. The record is from the annotation of a GenBank genome assembly.